CGACGAGUCGUAUGUGUAGCAGACAAUGGCUAAACAUCACCCAGACUUGAUAUUCUGCAGAAAACAAGCCGGUGUCGCCAUUGGCAGAUUAUGUGAAAAAUGUGACGGAAAGUGCGUUAUCUGUGAUUCCUAUGUCCGACCUUGCACGCUUGUACGCAUCUGUGAUGAAUGCAAUUACGGGUCAUAUCAAGGACGCUGUGUCAUAUGCGGAGGGCCGGGCGUGUCGGAUGCAUACUACUGCAAAGAGUGCACCAUCCAGGAGAAAGAUCGAGAUGGCUGCCCCAAGAUUGUGAACCUUGGCAGUUCAAAAACAGACCUGUUCUAUGAGAGAAAAAAGUAUGGUUUCAAGAAGAGGUGAAGGCUGUGCAGCAUCUGUUAAGAUUUUUUUUUUUGGUUGUACAUUCAGUUCCUUCUGUAUCAAAG
Chanos chanos (milkfish) is the source of this 423-nucleotide messenger RNA. It is a transcript of the gene phf5a, whose product is annotated as PHD finger protein 5A. The record is from RefSeq and is a predicted model, not a curated record. Lineage: Eukaryota; Metazoa; Chordata; Actinopteri; Gonorynchiformes; Chanidae. Gene Ontology annotation, biological process: mRNA splicing, via spliceosome. Bases 26 to 358 code for a protein of 110 amino acids. The transcript has 4 exons.